Pteronotus mesoamericanus is the source of this 1590-nucleotide messenger RNA. RefSeq names its product C-X-C motif chemokine ligand 14 (gene CXCL14). The record is from RefSeq and is a predicted model, not a curated record. The transcript is spliced from 4 exons. Lineage: Eukaryota; Metazoa; Chordata; Mammalia; Chiroptera; Mormoopidae. Gene Ontology annotation, biological process: immune response. Gene Ontology annotation, molecular function: chemokine activity. Bases 173 to 472 code for a protein of 99 amino acids. Gene Ontology annotation, cellular component: extracellular region.
AGAGCUCAGCACAGCGCUGCGCGGCGAGAGCCAGUCUCGAGGCACCCACCGACGGGCGCAGCGGGAGCGGGAGCGAGAGGAAUCGGGAGGCGCGCUCGGGGCAGAGAGAAAGCAGAGCCGGGCCGGCGCCCUCCCCGUGUCCCUGCUCCUGCUCCGCGCCCCUCUGGCCAGCAUGAGGCUCCUUGCGGCAGCUCUACUCCUAAUGCUCUUGGCGCUAUGCGCCGCGGGUGUGGACGGGUCCAAAUGCAAGUGCUCCCGGAAGGGGCCCAAGAUCCGCUACAGCGACGUGAAGAAGCUGGAAAUGAAGCCAAAGUACCCGCACUGCGAGGAGAAGAUGGUUAUCAUCACCACCAAAAGUGUGUCACGGUACCGGGGUCAGGAGCACUGCCUGCACCCCAAGCUGCAGAGCACCAAGCGGUUCAUCAAGUGGUACAAUGCCUGGAACGAGAAGCGCAGGGUUUACGAAGAAUAGGGUGAAAAACCCUUGAUGGGAAAACUUCAUACCGGUUGGGAGACAGCAAAGGACUUUGCAGAUUAAAAAAACAAACCCUUUCUUUCUCGCAGGCAUAAGGCACAAAUUAUAUAUUGUUACGAAGCACUUUUUACGAAGGGCCACUUUCUACAUUUUAUAGCUGUGUGCAAAAGGCUUCCAGAUGUGAAACCCGUCUCUCUUGCACUCCAGGCUUCAUCGCAGGCUGCUUUUUACUGAAAAGCGGGAAACUCAUGCCUUUCCUUUAUAAAAAGAAAAAAAAUGCUUUUUUGUAUUUGUCCAGACAUCACUAUACAUCUGAGCUUUAUAAGCACCUGGGAGGAACGAGGAGCUUGGUUGAGAUAUUUCACAGCCGCACCGCUCCACUCCUAGCGCAGGGAGCUUCCGCUCUGAGGCCCUGGCGCCCCGGCACCGCUGCCACGGGCUCUCCUGGGCUCAGGGUCAGUCGCGGCCUCGGAGGGCUCUGUAGCGGCCCCAGACUCUGGCCAAGGAGGAGCAGAUCUCUCUGCAUCUGUUCUUUUAUGAACCUGAGUUUGUCUGCCAGAGAAAUGUGCUCAUCCCUCUGGUUAAUUUUUACACACUCCAGGAAACAUGUCCAAGAGCCCGGGAUAGCAGGGCAAACAGUGCUUAAGGAAGGGUUUGGGUCUUCUCUCCCCCCAAGGGUGUGUGAACGGUCACCGCUUCAAUAGUUAAUAUUUUAGAAGCACAUGACGUUCCUGACACUGUUAGCAAAACCCUUAGGAGAAAACUUAAAAAUAUAUGAAGACAUACACAGUAUACAGCUACAGACAUGUAUUCUACUGAUGAAGGAGGACCUUCAAAGUAUGUUUCUUUCCCUCAUCACAAUGGAACACACAGCAAUCCAUGUGCGAUCCCCAUGUAAUUUUUCAAUGUUAAACAGUGCAGCCCCCUUCUGGAGCUACAUUGGCCAUGCGCCCUUUCCGUGUAAAUAUGCCCCCUGCUCACACGGCCCCUUCAGCAUAUGCCGCAUUGUACUGCUGUGUCAUGUGCUCUCUAAGUGUCAGAAACUGUUAGUGUUGCAUGCAGGUUUCAUAUUCUUUCUAAGACAAAAAGAAAAGUAAUAAAAUAUAUUUGAAAUG